Molecule: messenger RNA, 1340 nt
Organism: Meira miltonrushii
Lineage: Eukaryota; Fungi; Basidiomycota; Exobasidiomycetes; Exobasidiales; Brachybasidiaceae
Product: DNA-binding protein
Exons: 1
Coding region: 19-1224 (401 amino acids)
Cellular component (GO): zeta DNA polymerase complex
Source: RefSeq, a predicted model, not a curated record
GUCUUCACCAUCGAUGAUAUGGCAUCGACAAAAGCAUCAACGAGUAAGGCGGUGAAUGAGGUAAUAACGGAUGAAGAUGAUGAUGGGACUCAAUUGACAUAUAAUGAAACGAUAGAUGCAUUAUGCGGAUUCAUCAAAACAGCCGUUCAUACCAUCCUUUGUCAUCGUCAAGUGUAUCCUGCAAAUGUGUUCGCGAGAAGGCAGAGGUAUAGGGUACCAGUCUGGUCAUCAAGACAUCCAGGAUUGAAUGCAUAUAUAGAUGAUGUCCUGUCAGCUGUUAAAGUACAACUGCAAAGGAAUCUGGUGAAAUCCGUUCAUGUGGUCAUCAACUCUGUGGCAAGUGGGGAUAUUUUGGAAAGGUACAGAUUUGAUGUUGACUUUAUCUUGUCAAAUGUGCCAAUGCGAGAUCGAGAUUUCAGUAUACCCGGCAAUAUGAACGCACAUACGAUCGAAUUGCAAUUGAGAGCAUUCAUGAUGAAAUUAGUCUCUUUGGACGGAGCAUUAUACGAUCUUGACGAUCCCGAUGAUCUUACAUGGGCAAUGGUUUUGGAUAUGAAAGAAGGAUGUCAACCGCAUACAGAUGAUGCAAAAGGCAAUGAGCCAGCACAAGGAGCUUGGGUGCCUUUUGAUGAAAGCAGGCAUCUAGGUGCGGAGUCUAAUGAGGACAACAAUCAAUCAUCUUCGAAUGAAUCUGGAUCCAGACCAUCGUACUUGCGCGCCAAACGAUUAGCAAAGGAUUCCGAGGAUGAUGUACAAAUCGUUCCAGUGAAAAGUCUAGAUACGGGAGUGAUUAAUUUGAUGCUUUACGUGGAAGAGCAUCCGACGGCAAAAAGACAAUCGAAAACAAAGCCUUCUACCGCACAGAAAAGUACCGAAACACAAAGACGAAGAAGGAGAAGAUCAGAAGACCAGAGCAAAGAUGCAGAAGCGUUGGAGGAUUCAGUGCGAGCAGGUGAAAGAGAUUUAGAUGAACCUUUACCAAGACCAAGUUCAAGUGGAGCAGCAAUUUCAAAAGCAAGUAAAGCAAAACGAAAGAAAGCCGUUACUGGGGAAACAACUGAAGGUGAUCAAAAUGCAGAAGAUGCUAGCGAACCAAGUGAAGGUUCCAAUAGUGAUGAUGUUGGAGGAAGUAGCGGCAGUGAAGAUAGUAUUAGAAGCGUUAAUGAUUUUGCCGGAUAUGGGAAAGGUCCGGGAGGGGUAGGGAUGAGUGGAGUGGGAAUGUAGAGUGUAGAGUGUAUCAUAGUAUUGUCAAUAGUAGCCUUGAUGGACCGACCAUCUUUAAUGGUUAGAUUAGCCUUUUACUCGGUGCUUUUCGGUGAUGUUCGGUUGUGCAGAUUGAU